Spodoptera frugiperda (fall armyworm) is the source of this 2170-nucleotide messenger RNA. RefSeq names its product tetraspanin-33. The transcript is spliced from 7 exons. Bases 157 to 1008 code for a protein of 283 amino acids. The record is from RefSeq and is a predicted model, not a curated record. NCBI's taxonomy places the organism in Eukaryota, Metazoa, Arthropoda, Insecta, Lepidoptera, Noctuidae. Gene Ontology annotation, cellular component: membrane. Gene Ontology annotation, biological process: protein localization to plasma membrane; protein maturation.
GUUUUACAGCAGUCUAUGCUCAGAUUUGACAGAAGAACAAUCGUCGGAGGAUGUUGAUUACUCAUUCGCCAAUAAUGUUUAAUUUUUAAACAAUAAUUUAAUAUUAACAACAAAAAUAAACAGUGCAGAUAGUUUGUUAUAUAUUGUGUGUGUUUUAUGGAGCAUUCGGUCAAAAUGCAUCGCCGCCGCGGACCUAACUUCACGUAUGUGAGCGGAUGUGUAAAAUAUAUGAUUUUUGUGUUGAAUUUUAUAUUCUGGUUAUUCGGAGGGUUGCUGAUAGCGGUGGGCCUGUACGCGUUCAUCGAUAAAUGGCAAGCCACAGGACUGAUAAAGUUGGACACAGUGUACGAUGUGAUGCUGAAUAUAAGUCUCCUGAUAGCGCUGCUCGGCGGUGUGGUGUUCAUCGUCAGCUUCGCCGGCUGCGUGGGCGCACUCCGAGAGAACACGUGCUUACUCAAGUUUUACUCCCUAUGCCUGCUGAUCCUGUUCCUGGUGGAGAUGGGGGGCGCGGUGUGUGGGUUCGUGUUCCCCCGCUCCCUGCACGGGCUGCUGGAGCUCAGCUUCACGGAGCGCGUCGUGCACGCCUACAGGGACGACCCUGACCUGCAGAACUUCAUCGAUUUCGCUCAGAGUGAUUUCCACUGCUGCGGUCUAACCUCAGACGGCUACAUGGACUGGUCCAAGAACGAAUACUUCAACUGCUCAUCACCGUCCGUCGAAAGGUGCGGGGUUCCAUUCUCGUGCUGCAUCAACGCGACUGAUAUAUCCUCCGGUCUCGUCAACAUCAUGUGCGGGUAUGGAGUGCAGAAUUAUCCGGUGGCAGAAGCCAGUAAGCGCGUAUGGACGAGUGGUUGUAUAGAGAUAGUGCGCGCGUGGGCGGAACGCAACCUGUACACCAUCGCCAGCGUGGCCCUCGCCGUGGCGCUCGCGCAGCUCUUCGUCAUCUACCUCGCCAAGACACUGGAGGGACAGAUCGAGUUGCAGAAGGCUAGUUUUUAUAAAAACUAAUUUCAGAUGGCAAACAUGAAACAGGGGCACAUUGGGCGCCUACCGAGACGAGUGCCGGCGAGCGCUGCUGUAGCAGGCGCCUCGCACGGGACUCGAACCCGCGCCCCCCGCACUCCACAUGUGAUCCAACUACCACAAACUAAACGGUAAACCAUGUGAAGUGUCAUGACUUUUUUCAUAAACUUGGAAUCGAACCUGCGUCUAGUGUGCCAUUGACUCUCAUUGUGACCCGACACAUUUGAUGUGCCAUCGACUUAUAAACUUCCGGGAAUCGAACCUGUGUAAUAAACUUAGGAUUGAACAGUAUGCGUGUCAUCGUUUUCCUGGACUGGGAAUCGAAGCCGCGAACAACAAAUGCAUUUAUGUGCCAUUGACAUUAUUAUGGUGGAAUUAAUGUCUGCAGUUGAGAAUUUUACUUAUUUUUCAUCACAAGGGACAAGAUUCAAUAACCGGGAUAAACAAAUAUUACCCAUUUGCAUUUAAUGUUAGACGAUAUCUCAUUUAAACAGUAUAAAAAAAAAUGUGAGAAAGGGAUAGCAAUAACUAUAAUAGUGAGGGAUAGUGCCAUCCUUUUCUUACAUAAAACAACAUUCCAUUAUUUUUGUAAUCUCAUCUAAUCAUAAAUUGGCUCAAACUCAACUAUUUUAUGUAUACUAAUAACACUAUAAGUUAAAAUGUGCCAAAAAAACUAAAAGCCUAAAUUGCCAGAUUAAAAAAUGUUAACAUCAGUGUUGCCAAUAGAAAAAAAAUAAGUAAAAUUCUUAAAAAAAACAUCACAAAAAGAAUCUCAGGUUAGUUCUUGAAUUUCGUAUCAUCACGCUUGCCCCAUAGGGAGCGGGCAGAUCUCUGUGAGCUUUUAUUUAAGCAUUAUUGUGCAUAUUAUUACUAUUAUUAGUUAAUUAUUAAUCUAUGUAUGUAUGUAUGUGUUGCCAAUUGACGGUGUUUAUAUUAUCUGUAGUUUGUAAGCUAGUGUUGCCAGUAUUUGGUGUUUGUUUUUUGGGAUAAGUGGAUUUGAAGAAAGAAAGAAAGAAAUACUGACAAAUUAUAAUAUUGAAACUUUCAACAUUAUAAUUUUACUGUAUUUUUAAGAGAAAGAUGUUUCGUUGUGUCGUCAGAUUGCAGUAUGUAUAGUUGCUUGUCUACUUAUCCCAAAAAAAAAUAU